Messenger RNA from Anolis carolinensis (green anole), 3937 nucleotides. RefSeq names its product VPS26 endosomal protein sorting factor C (gene vps26c). Bases 169 to 1062 code for a protein of 297 amino acids. Gene Ontology annotation, biological process: intracellular protein transport. The transcript is spliced from 8 exons. The record is from RefSeq and is a predicted model, not a curated record. Lineage: Eukaryota; Metazoa; Chordata; Lepidosauria; Squamata; Anolidae. Gene Ontology annotation, cellular component: endosome.
GUCAGAAAUAGGAAAGGAAAACAUCCCAGAAAACGUUGGGCGCUUUUUCCCGCCCAGAGAGAGAGAGAGAGAGAAAACGUAGGCGGAGUCACGUGAUGAGAGGUGCUCGCGCAGAUCAGGAAGCGCGUGAUUCAAGCGGAAGGGGGAAGAAGACGGGGAGUGGUCGCCAUGGGGACCACGGUAGAUGUCAAGAUCAAGCGAGCUAACAAGGUGUAUCACUGCGGGGAAGUACUUACUGGAGUGGUGGUCAUAACAAGUAAAGAUUCAGUCCAGCACCAGGGAAUCUCACUAACAAUGGAAGGAUCAGUAAAUAUGCAACUCAGUGCCAAAAGCGUUGGAAUGUUUGAAGCCUUCUACAAUUCUGUUAAGCCUAUCCAGCUUAUUAAUAACACCGUAGAAAUGGUAAAGCCUGGAAAACUCCCUAGUGGUAAAACAGAAAUUCCUUUUGAAUUUCCACUGCAAGUGAAGGGAAACAAAAUUCUCUAUGAAACCUAUCAUGGAGUUUUUGUCAACAUUCAGUAUACUCUUCGAUGCGAUAUGCGGCGCUCUCUUCUGGCUAAAGAUUUGACUAAGACUUGUGAAUUUAUUGUCCACUCACCACCUCAGAAAGGUAAACCAACCCCAAGCCCAGUGGACUUCACUAUAACUCCUGAAACUUUACAGAAUGUAAAAGAGAGGGCUUUGCUCCCCAAAUUUCUCAUCAGGGGUCACCUCAAUUCAACAAACUGCAUCAUAACCCAACCUCUGACAGGGGAGCUAGUAGUGGUGAACUCAGACGCUGCAGUUAAGAGUAUUGAACUCCAACUGGUACGAGUGGAAACCUGUGGCUGUGCUGAAGGUUAUGCAAGAGAUGCCACUGAGAUUCAGAAUAUUCAGAUUGCUGAUGGAGACAUCUGCAGAAAUCUUCCCAUUCCAAUCUACAUGGUGUUUCCUAGACUAUUUACUUGUCCCACACUAGAAACUACGAACUUCAAAGUUGAAUUUGAAGUGAACAUUGUUGUUCUUUUGCAUGAUGAUCAUCUUAUCACUGAGAACUUUCCACUGAAACUCUGCAGGUUGUGAUCAAUGAAGAUAAUUGUUUCUGGACUUAAAUUAAUAUCGGGUAUUUCCUGUCAUUCACUAAUGCAGUGGACUGGCACUGCAGAAUUUUAUCAGGUGACUCUGAACCCAGUAGCAGGCCAGAAUUGUAUGUUGUUCCCUUAAACAUGACCACACAAGGUCAGUAUUGAACGAGAACUAGAUGAACAUUUUCCUUACUGGCACAGCCCAGGAAUGUUAAUUACACAUAGAAGAUGUGGCUUUCCUUCUAGUGAAUUAAUGUAUUACAGGAUGUAUCUCUGUAUUCCUCUAUUUGUAUUACUUAUAAUAGUAAAAGUUGCAAAAGUUAAAGGACUAGUUUGUUCAGUUUGCUUCAGUAACAGUAAUGCACUGACUUUGGAAACAUUUGUAAGUUUGGCUAAAAACAGUAAAAUCUGUUUUUAGCCGAAAAAUCCGCCAUGUUAAUGAAAAGAAAAUAUUUUGAUUUCUCACAGAUUAUGCAGUGGUAUAAUCUGUAGCACAGGGCUAUCUACAAACCUUUACUCUGGUUUGUUUGUAUGCAUGCAGGCUGGUACAAUAUUGCCAUCUUCUGGCAAAUUAUUUAAAAGGAAAGCAUAAAAGGAAUACCCUUCGACAAAGACCACAUGAUCCCUAGCCCUCUAGAUAUGUUACUAAAUUUCUAAAAAAUGACAGCCAUACAUUUUAUGCUAUUCAAUUUUUUAUUUAAUUCAGAUAUAUUUUUAUUCUUGAAUGUAUCAUUUUGAACACAGAAGUACAGCAAGUGAUGCAGUGCAGAAUGGGACUUGAAGUGAGUUUCUGGAAUUAACUUUUCAAAAUAUUUACUAUGAAUGUAUUCUUGCAGUUUCUGUAUGGCCAAGGAAAGGGCUUUAGGCAACAUGUUUGCUAGUCUGUGUACAGAAUACUGAAUCAGAGGUGCCAUUACCAUGAUACAGCAUUGUUUUCAUAUUCUUAAGGAUCAUCAUCCCAAAGAGUAAGUAACAGGCAGCUUUUCUACAUGAGAGAAUAUCUUUAGGUUUUGUUCAGAGAGAUGGGUGGGGGAGAUGUAACUGUUACAUCUUUCCAAAUUAAAUUGUUACUGUUCUUUAAAUUAUAAAUUGACUUGAUCUAGUCCAUCUGGGCAGGGCUGGCAUGCAGAAGAAUCCUUGUCUAGUACGUAUGCUAUGUCGAUAAACACUUGAUAUUUAACUUUGUGUUUCCAUAGGAAACAGGGUUGUGGAAUAAAUUAAGAAUUGUAAGAUAUCUUAACACCCCCCAAAGGAAAUUUAAUUAUUUCUUUCAAAUUAGGAACAUAUUAAAGGCAUUAAAUUUAUGUGCUUGCAUUCAGAGGGAACAAUGAGCAUUUUCUUGUCCAGUGUACAGCACUGUGGCUGGGAUCCAAAAUUCAGAAGUGGAAGAAAUCUUCCAGUUGUAGAAAAGACUGGUCCAAAUGUUGUAAAAGCGUGGAAAAAAAGGUGCAUUUUUACUGGUAGUAUGACAGACUCAAUCUCUAAAGAGAGUGACAGUAAUUCAUGCACAAGCAUUGGUUCUUUGGUUAUGAAAGCUGUUGCUUGUGCUUGAAACCAAAUAUUAACUCUCUGUGGCCUUACAGUUUAAUAACGUUUACUCUCCAAGGAAGAAAUCUUGUUUUGAAAAUCAGAUUACUAAAAAUUCCAGAGUGCUUAGAAACCUACACCUGCAAUCUUCAAAAUGGUCUACAGCAUUACUGUGAGAAUAAUGACCAGGUUCUCAGUUUACUGAACAGCACUACCCACUCGUAACCAGUUAAAACAACCAUGUCCAGAAAUUUAGGAAUGUACGUUAAAAUUGUUUAUUAAUAUAGUUUAAUUUAGGGAAAUGAUAGCCAUUGAGAAAAUCUUGACCAUAUAUCUACUUGUUCGGCAAUGAAAUUAUCUUUUGGUUAUAUAUAUCAAAUUACUACUGCAAAGAGAAUAAAAACAAUUUGAAAUCUCGGAAGAAGUGUCCCAAAGGAAGAAAUCAUUUGACUAGAUGUUAGAAAAAAUGGCAGUAUUCGUAAUAUGUUUAAAAGUUCACUCACUGUACUUAUAAUACUCCAUAAAUAUACGGAGCACACUACACAAAUCAUAAUCAUUAUUCUACAUAAUAUGAAUCACAUUUUCUUGUUAAUCUCUAUUACAUCAUCUAAGUGGUUCUUUUUCGUCCAGGAAGUUCAGGAUAUUCUUCAUGUAAAAGAACAUGAUGGCGACAUGUUGGACAGGUACUGUGCUCCUUAAUCCAUGGGCCAAUACACUGUAUAAAACACAUGAAGAUCCAACGUGAAGCCAACAGUCAACACACAAACACAUACAUGCACAAAGAUAUAUUCUGGUAAUUAGUUUUCAAAUGGUUUCAUGCAGCCACAUGUGAUUAUGUCUCUGAAGUUUCACAGUAUAUGUAAUAUUUUUUGUGGCAAGUUUUCUAUAGGGUAACUGAACGGUUUUGCUCAGCAAUACAUCAAAUCACACAAUAUAUUCCUGCCAGAAUUGGGAGAUACUUUUAUGGCAGUCUCCAAAUUCAUAAGCAACUGAAAUGAUAGAAGUUGGAUUCUUGGUUGAAUUGUCCUACUUACCAAUUUAUGAAAUCUAUGUCCGCAGUCUAGCAUUUGCAACAUUUCUGAACUUAAUUCCUCAUGACAGAUCACACAGGGAUCAUUAUCCUAUGGAAAUAAAUGCAUUUAUUGUGAUUGAAAAGCUACUUUCAGAUGUCCUGAUUCCUACUGCACAGAUGUAAAAAGCAGCACUGCUGAUGAUUUCACGCAACCCUUUAGUAAAGCAUAAAUUGCACAUAUAUAAAGUACAUACAAUAUUUCUGUUACGCUGGCAGGGUUUAGUCCACCUGAUAUUUCCUUGCAGAAUAAUAAACUGUAAUAUACUUAGAUCAA